Mytilus californianus (California mussel) is the source of this 2898-nucleotide messenger RNA. RefSeq names its product toll-like receptor 6. Gene Ontology annotation, molecular function: protein binding. Gene Ontology annotation, biological process: signal transduction. The transcript has a single exon. Lineage: Eukaryota; Metazoa; Mollusca; Bivalvia; Mytilida; Mytilidae. Bases 38 to 2332 code for a protein of 764 amino acids. The record is from RefSeq and is a predicted model, not a curated record.
UCUUCUUCAUAUUAAUGGACAGCUAAAACAAGGAACGAUGUGGUUCGUGUGCAUAUAUUUUAUGAUUUGGUGUCCUUUCGCUGUUGUGGAUUUACUUUCUACGACCGACAUAUUCAAAACUUUAUUCAACCGAACAGAUCUACAUUGCUCGUCUUCUUGUAGGAGAAAUGAGUAUCAUCUUGUCAGUUGUUGUAUGUGUGAUAUGUACAAAACGCGAGAACAACUAUAUUCUUUGAAAGUUUCGUACAAUGCCAUUUUGGAAUAUACUGAAAUAGAAGAACCACAUGUUUUGAAUGUUUUUUACCGGAUACAACACGUAUCUAAAUACAUAACGAGACUCCCAGUCAACCUAUGUAAUUUUACAGAAAUCGUUCAAAUGGAUUUUUCUUACAAUGAGAUAAAAAGAAUUGACAAUAUUUCUUGCAUCAAAAGCUUAGACACUCUUAAAAUGCGUAAAAACAAAAUAGAGUAUUUGAGGAACGAUACCUUUAUCGGAAUGAAGGUUUUACGCAAUAUUGACCUUUCAUACAACCGUUUGAGGUACGUAGAACCAGGAUUGUUAUUAAACAUGGCUGCAAGUCUUCUUAAUUUUGAUGUGUCUAAUAAUCUAUUGACCACAGUAGAUAUCACUAAUAUUUUGUGGGAAAAUCAACCAGCGUUCUGCGAAACCGAUUUUUCCUUCAAUAAGAUAACAAGUAUAAGCAAUCAACUAGAUUGGACAUGUAAAACUAAUACACAAUUUGGAUUUGGAGGAUAUGUUAAUUUAUCUAACAAUAAUUUGUCACAUUUUGUGAAAUUUUCUAAAAUAGGAUUUAGAAAUUUUUUUUUCUUAGGAAAACUACUAUCCUAUGGAUUUGAUUUACGAGAAAACAAUUGGAUAUGUGACUGCCAGAUGUAUUUCUUAGCAUCAAAAUCGUCUAUUCUUUUAGAUAAGAUGCAUAGAACCUAUUUCGAAGUAACUUGUCAUUCUCCUCCAGAAUUCAAAAACGUCCUUCUAAUUGACAUUAUUAAACACCAAUCUCUCGAUUGUUUAAUCUGUAAUUUAACAAUUGCUGACAGAUGUCCUCCACAAUGUCGUUGUUUUUACCAGCCUAGUAGAUCAAGAACUGUAGUGAAUUGUUCUGGAACGGGACGUAGAAGAUUACCAUCUGCAAUGCCAUUGCGAACUGAUCUUGAGGUAGAUUUUUCAAGUAAUAGAUUAUCAAGUAUGCUUAACAUUAAUCAUGAAAUAAAAACUACUAGUAAUGGAAGUAUACUAUAUUAUUAUAGCAAAUAUAUAAGAAAACUGGAUUUAUCAAACAAUAACAUCGAAAUAAUACCGGAUGAUCUUAUUGUUAAAUUACGAAAUGUAAGUUUGAUUAAUUUGUCAAAAAACAAAAUAACGAACAUUCCACGUAUUUUGCAAACUUUAAACCCUUGCCAGAUAAACUUAGGAAAAGUCGUGAUUCACUGUAAAUGCAACGACAUUUGGAUACAAAAUUGGCUGCCAUCAUUUCAUAGCAAAUGUUUCAAUAAUACGAGAGUAUAUUGUAGGAACAAUAAUGAAAAAGUGAACAUAUUGAAUAUGACAAGACAUCAGCUUGGAUGUAGACUUUACAAUGACUAUAUCUUAUGUUUGAACAUUUCACUUGCCGUGGCAGUGUUUAUUGUUACUGGAUCAGCGCUUUUUAUCUAUACUCUCCGUUUUGAACUUUUCAUAAUGACACGAAAAAUUCUGAAGUAUUUCAAAGGAAUAGUAGUUUCAUCAGACGCAUAUGCAUAUGAUAUCUACAUAUCUUGCAAUGAAAAUGACGUUUAUUUGCGACAUUGGCUGACGUCAUCAUUUGUCCCUUUUCUGCAAGAAGAAAAACUCCGUGUGUUUUUACCUUAUCGAGAUUGUCAAAUAGGGCGACUACGUGAGGAGGAAACAAUUGAUAUAAUGUCGACGAGUCUUAAUUUCGUAAUUUUGCUUUCUGAAGAUUGUGAAAGUUCAACAGAAAUGUGGAUUAAGAAAGAAUGGAAAUAUGCAUGGUACAAUUAUAGGUAUGAUAUCAAUCGAGAAAUAGUCGUUAUAAAUUAUGACAUGCUGGUGUAUCAAGAUGUGGCACACAAAUAUUUGAGAGCAUUUUUAAAAAUGCAUCAUUUUAUAAAUUUUUCAAAAAAGGAUAAACUCAUCAAGGCAGAAGUGUACUCAAGACUCCAACAUGAUCAUGAUGCCGUAUUCGGAAAGAAAUGCUGCAACGGGGAACGUGCAACAAGGCUUGAUACUAAUGUAGACACCGACAAUGAGACGACAAAUCUUAAUAUCAAAUAUGAUAAUAAAUCAAAAGAUUCUUUACAUGUACAGUUAUAAACUCAUUUUAAAAUCAUGUCUACGGUAAUAAAGUAUAACAAAAUAAUAAUAAGUAAUAACAACUUAUUCAACAUAAAAUAGACACUAACAUAGGUCUCAGCAUUAUAAUGCACUGACUAGAUAUCUUAUUAAGAUUUAUUUAUUAAAUGAAUUCAAGGAACUAACUACGUAGAGGAAAACUAGGAAUUUGUGUCAUUAGGAAACAUUUAACUUUCAAAAUUGUCUUAUGAAUCGUUCAAAUUCACAAGUACAUGUAAAUUUUAUACACUUGGGAUGGUUCUUAACGUUACGAAUUGUUUUGAGAUCAACUGAAAGAUACACUUGGUGAUUAUGUAAUAGUUAAUGCAUAACAGGAUGUUCAUUUGUAAAAAUAUCUAUCAGAAGAAACGAACUGGUUGAAAUGCUUGAGAAAGACAUACAUAUCUAAACGAUAAACACAAUUAAGCAAUCAACAAUUGACCAUGCACUUUAGGUCCUUCCGUUAUUAUAGUAACAUAGUAUUAUUGUAUUUUUAAAGAAUAAUUAGCCAUUUGAUCUUGUAUUCAUAAUAAUAUUGUUUAUAGUGA